Messenger RNA from Anastrepha obliqua, 4174 nucleotides. RefSeq names its product putative phospholipase B-like lamina ancestor (gene lama). Bases 1609 to 3624 code for a protein of 671 amino acids. Lineage: Eukaryota; Metazoa; Arthropoda; Insecta; Diptera; Tephritidae. Gene Ontology annotation, cellular component: extracellular region. Gene Ontology annotation, biological process: phospholipid catabolic process. Gene Ontology annotation, molecular function: glycerophospholipase activity. The transcript has 5 exons. The record is from RefSeq and is a predicted model, not a curated record.
ACAGUCUAAUCAUCAUCGUUGAUCAUUAAACAACGUAAGGCGCGUAUAGAAAAGUUAAACAAAAAUUAAAGAAAAGAAUAGCGUGUAAAAACAUACAAAUUGAAGUAAAAAGUCGACGAGAAAAUUCGUUUUCAUUUGUUCAAACAGUGCUAAAAAUAAAAGAAGGAAAGCAUUAUAGAGUAUGUAUGUAUGCAUGUAGAUAUAUGUGCAUACGUAUAACCUCUGAGAUCAAUCAACCAAAUCUGCAUUAAAAGAAGAGAAAUAUCUUAAUAAAAUAAAAUUAAAAAAGGAUUUAUUUACUGCAUGUGAAGACUAUUGUGCGUCAGCAGGUGUUAAAUAUUUGAACAUUUUCCAAGAAUAUUAAGAGCCAAGUGUGUGUGCUAGGUGAAACAAAAAGAACAAUUUUCAAUUGUCAUUUACGCAUAAUAAAAGUAAAAGUACAGCGUUGAAAAAUUGUACCCUCGUUAAAAAAAAAAAAUCGACAAAUCGAGUUUUAGCUGGAACGCAACGCGUUAAUUUUAAUAAAAAUCUUAACAUUUUCCAAUGUAGCCAUUUGGGGGAACUUAACACGAUCGUGGCCGUUUCGCAUGUUUCGUGUUAAUUUCAUAGUAAAUUUUAUAUAGCAAUAAAUGCAUGUAUUUGAGUAUCUUCACUGUGCACUCGUAUUCGAACAGAAAAAGUGAAAUUUUUCGCUCAACUAUUUAUUACAACACAAAAUUAUUUCCGUACACAACGUUUUUAUAUCAUUUGCCUGCAACUGUGUGCAUACAGCAUUCAGCAGCAAAAACCGAAAACAAAAAUACACAAAUAUACAAGCGAUAAGUCACGCGAGUUUGGAAUUUUUUGUAUUUCAAUGGGGUGACUUGUGGAACUGUGCUCUCCUGAACCCGGGACCAAAAGGGACUUUAUUGACCAAACACUCAAUUCAACUAACUCCGGCCUCUUUUAAAUAAAUAUUAGGAAAAAUAGCAACAUUUUUGGUUAUCUGCUAUUUAUGUACAAAACAAGAUCAGCUCAUUUUCAAAGUUCUCCUAAUACCAGCUUUAUUGCUAAAUGAAUACAUCACCAAUUAUUUGCAUUUAAAAAAUAUACCAAAGUAAAAGCAAUCUAAGCAGCCUAAAAUAAUUGAAAAACUCACCACUGAAUCCAUCGUUUCACAUCGUACACAAACCAGCUAGCGAUCUAAACGCUUCCUCCGAUGAGCAAUACGAUCGCUUCGCCAGUCAAAGUGGCCACAGACAUCCUAUACCUCAGUGCCCUCCAAUACGCAAGUGCCAACGCUGUCACCACGCUGGGAGCAGCCAUCGUCAGCACUAUCGACGCACACAGCCGCAGUCUUGAACAUUCGUACGCUGCACGCGCCGACCUCAAUUAUACCCUCGUGUAAAUCUUGCACAUCAUAUUGCCUUGUAACCAGUCAAUUGCUUGUGAAAUCUGAAUCCUAAUUUAACAUAAUCUGUAUUGAAAAAAGAGGCUCAUAUCUUAACAUAUCGUCACAUAUCGUUGCAUAUAGCGUGCAUACCAAACCAGCUUGAGAGCACAGCGUUCCGCGCGCUGCAGAGUUUUUUCUAGAUUUUGUAUCAAUUAAACUUCAAAACGGCCGGAACAAUGCUCAAAGUUGUUGGUGCAUCUUGGCAAAAAACACGAAUAGGGACUUACAUCCUUAUCGGUGCUGGUUUACUUGUGAUAGGAGCUUUCUUCAUUAGCUAUAUGGAACGUCCGAAAUAUAAUGGCACAUACUGUGCUACGGCAUUUUGGUCGAAACAGACUGGAUUUCACAUUGAAUACUGGAAACAGCAAAAUGAUCUACUUAACAUUCCAAAGGGUGCUGCUAGAGUUUGCUACAAGGAUUCCAUCUAUGAAAAUGGUUGGGCGCAAAUCGAGGUGGAAACUCAACGUACUUACCCGGACUGGGUACAGGCUUUCGGUGCUGGAAUACUUGAGGGCUCGUUGACAUGGAACAAUAUCUAUAAUCAAUGGAAAAACACCAUCGAAUCCUCCUGCGAACGUGAUGAGGAUUCGCAAACCUUUUGCUCUUGGCUGCGCGAUCUCCUGGACGAGAACUACAUUCGCAUUAAAGAGACAGCUGUACAACGCGGCGAGCACGACCACUACUGGCAUCAGAUCAGCCUCUACUUCAGUCAAUUGGAGGGCCUAGAAACGGGGUAUAUACGCGGCGCAUCUCGUGCACGUUCAGAUCUCGAAGAGGAAAUACCAUUUUCCGAUUUUCUACUUUUGAAUGCCGCCGCUGACAUUCAGGAUCUCAAAAUUUAUUUUGAGAACUUUGUAUGGAUGAAAAGUAAUGAAACAGCCGACACGGAGACCGCGGACGUUGUCACAGCUGAAGCAUCAGCUAAAGAAGCAGAAACAGGACCAAAGAAUUUCUUUCUACCGAGCGCCACAAUGCUGACGAAAAUCUUUCAAACCGCCGACGCACCCACAUGGCGGUUACUUUUUGGUCACAGCACUGCCGGCAGCUACGCUUCUAUGUUGCGCAUCCAAAAGCGUUAUAAAUUUCAUUAUCACUUCUCACCGAAUCAACGCUCGAAUACAGUGCCCGGCGUAGAUAUAACAUUUACCGGCUAUCCAGGCAUACUCGGCUCCACCGAUGACUUCUACAUCGUGAAGGGUCGUCAGGUGCAAUCCAUUGUCGGCGGUGUAGGCAUAAAGAAUGAGAAUCUCGAUUUGUGGAAGACAGUGAACGUUACACAAGCGUUGCCGUUGGCUGCGCGUGUCAUGGCCGCGAAUCGUAUAGCGCAGAAUCGUCGCACUUGGGCAAAGGCAAUGUCGCGUCACCCCUUCACUGGCUGCAAACAGUGGAUAACGGUCGACUUGAACAAACUGCGCCCCCAAGACAAUUUAUACAUGACGCUAGCCGAGGAUGAAAAACAUGACGAUGCCGCAUUGCCGUUGAAUGCCGCAGAUGAGGCAGCCAUAAAUGAACGUCAUAACCGCAACAAAGGAUUGGUAUGGAUUGUCGAGCAACUGCCGGGUCGCAUGCAUCUGAAAGAUGUCUCUGAGAAGUUUUUAACGGGCGCAAACUCAACAUGGAUUGCCAAUGGUGUGCCCUACUUCGAUGAGAUGUUGCAAGCUAGCGGCGUAUCCCCUGAAAAUGCCUAUCUCGACAUGAAGGCAGCGCUUGACGAAGAACUAACUAAUCUCGAGGCAGUCGAUCAGUUUAUGCGAAAACACGGUUUCCGAGGCGAUCUGCUAGGCGAAGAGUCGGUUGCGUAUGGCAACAUUGACAUCAAAUUGUUCUCCUACAAUGCGCAAAUAGGCAUUAGCGACUAUCAUGCCUUUGCUGGGCCCAUUUUUAUACGGCUACAGCACGUGCAACCGCGUGAAGCGAUUGCGAGUGUCGCAAGUGAAUCAACUGAUAUAGCUUCCAAUUUGAUGGAUGGACGCUUGAGUGUAAGCAUUGAUGAUGCGUCGCAGCUUGCCGAACUGGAGCGCAUAACCGAACAUCGAUCGGUGCGCAAUGACAUUCAAGCAAAUGCAAUGCGAAAGGCCUCCAGUGGUCCAUUUAAGUGGUCUAUAGUUCUAGAUCACGUGGCGGAUGUGCAACAUCAGGGGCAUCCAGAUGAAUUCAAUUUUGGCAAAGUAUCGCCAACAUGGGCGUGGUGACGUGGGAUGCGGUGAACAGUGUCUGGCUUAAUGCUCUGGUGCCUAUUCAAAUACAUAGCAAAUAAAGAAAUAUUUUAAUUUAAUUUCACAAUCAUUUUCACUACUACACAUGCAGGUGUGUGUAUCCAUUUAAAUUUGACGAGUGUAUUUUUGAGGCAUUUUUUAUUUAUGCUUGGAACUAAUCCGUUUGUCUUCUACCAAGAACCGAAGCAUAUUUUUUUUAGAAAAUUUUAUGAUUUAUAAUAAAUUCGUAGCAAUUGCGCCUAAGAAAGAAUGUUGUGAUUUUAAGCCGAUUGUGCAAAAUUAUUUCGAUUGUAUAAAUCGUAGAAAAAAUUGUAAACAUUUUAUAAAUUUUGUGCGUCCAUAGCAUUAAAAUUGUAAAAAAUUAAAAGAAACUAUGAACUUUAGUCUUCCAUAGUUCUAAAAUAUUUCUUGGAAAUUUUGUGUGUAAACAUCUUAUCAGGUGUGUUUUCCACGUCUAUCUAAGGUUUCUAACUUUUACACAGUGCAAUUGUGAGAAUAAAAAUACAUACAUAAAAAUAGAAAACAA